Molecule: messenger RNA, 518 nt
Organism: Jaculus jaculus (lesser Egyptian jerboa)
Lineage: Eukaryota; Metazoa; Chordata; Mammalia; Rodentia; Dipodidae
Gene: Mrpl33
Product: mitochondrial ribosomal protein L33
Exons: 4
Coding region: 74-271 (65 amino acids)
Biological process (GO): translation
Cellular component (GO): mitochondrion; ribosome
Molecular function (GO): structural constituent of ribosome
Source: RefSeq, a predicted model, not a curated record
UUCCGGUUGUCCCGGCGCGGAGUUCGCCCGUGCCCCGGAAGCAGUUGUUAGCCGCCAUACAGACGCGGGCGCCAUGUUGUUGUCCGCGGUCUCCUUUGCCAAGAGCAAGUCAAAGACGAUUCUGGUGAAAUUGGUAAGCCAAGCUGGGACAGGCUUCUCCUUCAACACCAAGAGAAGCCGCCUCCGAGAGAAACUGACUCUUUUGCAUUAUGAUCCAAUUGUGAAAAAAAAAGUCCUCUUCAUGGAACAGAGAAAAAUACGCUCCCUCUAAACAAUGGACUGAAAUGAAUUUGAUUUAUAAAUGAGAAGACUGAGGGUGGGGAUACUGAUUCAGAAAUCUUGCAGCAAGAAAUAAAAGAAGAGGAAAUGGUAUGGCCUGACCACCUCCUGUGAUUCCAAGGCUAUUGUGAAGGAAACAAUGAAGAGAAAGAAAGUUCUUCCUAUUAGGGCUGUAUCAUUGAAUCGGUUAUUUAUCUUUCUGGAUAUUUUUAUAGGCCUUAAUAAAAAAUAUUAAAACA